Molecule: messenger RNA, 1859 nt
Organism: Moneuplotes crassus
Lineage: Eukaryota; Ciliophora; Spirotrichea; Euplotida; Euplotidae
Source: the annotation of a GenBank genome assembly
AUGAGUAAAGUGCAUAGUGAAGAAAGUUCUUCAAAUCUAAUGGCUGACAAUCAAUCAGGAACAAAGAUGAAGAUAUCAUGGAAGAAUCUCCACUAUACUGUCAAAGCUAAGUACAACAAAGCACAGAUGGAAGAUCUUAAGACUGAAGAGAAAUACUAUGACAAAGAAAUUUUGAAGCCCCAGAGAGGCUACAUCAAGUCAGGUGAAACCUGUUUCAUCAUGGGUUCUUCUGGAGCCGGCAAGACCACUCUGCUCAAUGUGCUUUGUGACCGAAUCACCCAGAACGCCAAGUGCAAACUCGAAGGAGACAUCUUGCUGAACGACUCGUACCCGGUGACGCAGAAGGACUUCGGAAAGUAUGGAGCCUACGUGAUGCAGGACGAUGUGCUAUUCCCAACACUCACUUGAGAAGAAGUCAUUACUUUCUCGGCAAGGCUCAAGCUUAAUAUUUCUGGCAAUGAUCUGAAAUGCAGAGUUGAUAAGAUUAUUGACAGCCUUGGGCUUUUGAAAUGUAGGAAAACAAAGAUUGGAAAUCAACAACUUAAAGGACUUAGUGGUGGUGAAAGAAAGAGAACCGCUAUUGGAGUUGAGAUGAUCACUGAUCCCCAAGUUCUUUUCCUUGAUGAACCAACUUCUGGAUUAGAUAGCUUCACAGCUAAUAAGAUCGUAAGACUCCUGGUAGAUCAGUCUCGUCAAGGCAGAACUAUCAUUGCAACCAUACAUCAGCCAAGUUCCAGCACUUUUGCUCUAUUCGAUAGACUCAUUCUGUUAAUGGAUGGCCAUUUGAUCUACCAAGGCAAAGCUGAUCAGGCAGCCAACUAUUUCCAAGGACUGGGCUUCAAGAUUCCGACGUAUGCAAACCCAGCAGACUUCUUCCUGAAGGAGUUCUACGUACCAUUCAGGAAGAAGAGAGAAGACUUAGAGAAAUUAGAUAAAUUGAUCCAAGGAUAUGAUCAAAACAUGAAACUAUCAGUCGAAAAUGAAGAUAAAGAUUCAAACAAUUAUGAAGUAAUUACUUCAGAGAAGCUCAAGCAUAAUGCUAGCCAUUCAGGAUUCUGCCGAGAGUUUCUUGAGAUUGUUAAAAGAACUGUCAAGAAUAUAUAAUCAGAAGUCCUUUGAUGACAAGGAUGAGAACUAUUCAGACUAUAGUCCUAGGAAUUCUCUGCAUCCUUGUAUUUUGGGAUAUGGAUGAAGAUAUAACAGGAGCUAACGGAAAAGCAGGAUUCAUCUUCUUUGUUGGCAUAAACCAAACCAUGGCAGGACUUAUGGGUGUUCUUCUUGUGUUCAUAAUUGAAAGACCAGUAUUCCUUAGAGAAUAUGCGAGUAAGACAUAUGGGCUGACCUCUUACUUUGUUGCGAAAUCAAUAGUUGAGGCUCCUUUUCAAGUCAUAUUUCCAAUAUUGACUUCUCUAAUCGUCUAUUUUGCGGUUGGGCUUACAAUAGACUUUGAAAAGUUCUUGAUCUUUACACUUGUGCUUGUUGUUCUCGUAUUCUGUUCAACUUCAGUUGGAUUCUUCAUUGGAUGCCUUUUCGAUAACCCUUCGAAAGCCACUCCUGCCUCGAUGAUAAUGAUGUUACCUUAUAUGAUUUUUGGAGGUUAUUUUGUUAACCUCAAAGAUGUGUAUGUGUGGCUCAGAUGGAUUCAGUACAUUUCUCCACUAAGAUACUCAACAGAAGCGUUGCUGAGAAACGAAUUUGAAGAUAACUCAGAUUACUCAGCUGAUCUUCAGAAAAUUUAUGAGAGAUAUGACUAUGACAUUGGCUUAUGGCCAUGCAUUGCUAUAGUUUUCUUGCUCUCUGUACUCUUCAGAGUUGGAGCCCUAAUUGUUCUCAAACUAACAAUUUCAAAAGUACAGUAA